This is a messenger RNA of Eurypyga helias (sunbittern), 5808 nucleotides long. RefSeq names its product exophilin 5 (gene EXPH5). The annotation marks the transcript as partial. Gene Ontology annotation, cellular component: endosome. Lineage: Eukaryota; Metazoa; Chordata; Aves; Eurypygiformes; Eurypygidae. Gene Ontology annotation, biological process: positive regulation of protein secretion; multivesicular body sorting pathway; positive regulation of exocytosis. The transcript has 5 exons. The record is from RefSeq and is a predicted model, not a curated record.
CUGAAGAGAAACAAGACUGAAACAGGGCUGCAGGGAGUGACUGGAGAAUGGUUUGAAGAAAUACAAAGGAAAAAAUUUCAGAAUUACAUUGAUGUCAAUAGAAUGCUAAAACCACCAUUAGAGCAUCAGCUAAGGAAGAGCAAAAUCCCCAGUCAUAAAGAACUUAAAAUGUCAUCCUGCGCAAAUCCUCAAGAACAAAAGAACACUUCAUCUUCCUUUCUUGGGUUCAGAUCACCUUUUGCUUGGCUUUUUUCCUUUAGAAAAUCAAGGAAAAACCAGACUCAGAAGGAACCACGAUAUGACAGUUGUGCUCGCCCAUCAUCGAAAGUGGAAGAAAUGGCAACGGCUGAAAUAUGUAAUUCCCCAAUGUCAACUGAAACAAGUGGUCAGUGUUUUGAUGCAAACCAAAGUGAAAUGAUGGAGAAGACUACACAGGAGUGGAAUGAACAGCUAGAGAAGGAGUUUUUCAGUGUUCUAAAUGAUCUGGAUGACCAGCUGGCCCAGGAACAAGCCCAAGACCUAUUGGACAGGACAGUAUCUACCAGCAGUGCAUCAAAUGUCCAAUACAGUAGUGCAUUCCCCACUUCAAAGAGGCUGACUGCUAGAAGGGGGCAACACAGAAAUGACUGGAGUGACAUGCCUAGCACAUUUUUCCCAGAUGGACUGAGAACAAUAAGAGCCAAAGAUGAACACAGGAUUUUCAUCAGACCAAGGAAAUUACACAAUGCUUAUAUAAACUGGCAUCAAACAGCCUUUCAAGAUGAGUACAAAUAUAGUGAUCCUGUUGAUGGAAAUCCUCAUCUGCUCAGCAACAGACUGUCUUCUGCUUCUUUUGGACGGUCUUCAGAAGGUAGCUUAUAUCCUCCUUCCAUAACGCAGAACAGUGGAUUUAGGCACAAGAGGUGUAUGAACAGGAAUACAGCUGGCAGAAGCUACUCUGUAUGUUCCCUUCAGAGAUGUCCAUCAUCAGGAUCUUCUGACCAGCUGUCAGCAUCUAGCUUACAGCAUUCGCUGACAAGGGAGAGCAUCAAUGGUUUUGUACCAAGGUUUGGUCGUCAGAACCCAAAGAGAAUUCCUCUGUCUUCUAUUGUAUGGAACAACACACCGGACACUCCUGGACAAACGCCAACUCAAGAAAAAAUGUUUAGAACCCAAUCACUGAUGGAGUUUCGUGCUACAGACCAUGGUAGAUAUCCUAGCUCUUUGCAAGAAACCAAGCAAUAUGCGUGUUUCCACUCAAAACACCACUACAGAAGGUCUGUUUCAAGCAGUAGUUGCUUUAGUAGGGUUAGUUGCCCAGACAAAGCUGCUUCUCCGUUGCCCUUUGAUAACUGGGAAAAUUAUCCAUUGUACAAAUCAGAAAACAGUCUCUCUAGAUCCUACUACAGAGAUACUUCUCAUGGCAAGUUGUAUGCAAACCAAAACAAUUCUCUGUAUGGAAAAAAAGACAGCUAUCCUUCUUGGGCUGAUAUUCCUCAGUACUACAGUGACGAAGUGUUUAUUUCCCCUGAUGCCAGCUUGGAAGUGAUUAUGGCCAAUUUAAAUGAUCAGCAGUGGGCACAUACAAAGAAUGCCAAGUUUGUUUCACAGCGCCUGCAAAACGAUUUUCAUGUGUAUUCUCCAGAAAAUACAAACAUCAAAAGGAUAACAAGAAGUGCAAGUAGAACUUUUUCGGAAUUCACCGAGGGCUGUCAGCCUUGGCUAAGUUGUAACUCUUCAGUGUCUUCAUCUAGCGCCAGAACUGAUGAGUCGGUCUUUCCUAAUUCGAAGGACCAAACAAAAGCUAUAGGACUGAACAGGAAUUCAGUCAGUGUUACCCAAAGAAGUACUAAGGCAGACUUUACACAAGUAGAAAGGGUUGAAGGUGUGAAACUGCCGGAUGAAGACAUGCAGUCCCUUUCUCAACAAGCAGAUACAAACUACGUCAACACCCAGAGCUUCCCCUCUAACAGCCCUGCUUCUGCCAUGUUGCAAAGCGAUGCAUCUCUCUUUAACACGAUGAGACCAAAGAGGCAAACCCAAGUCACUGCCAGAGGAGAUGCUGCAAAAAUGUAUACAUCAAGCAGUGAUAAAAGAAAUGUACAGAUGAAGGAAAACGAUUGCCCCCCCAACGGUGUGUUCAGUCAGCCUCCCUGUAUUUCACCAGCUGAUGGGAGCAGGAAAGAAACUUCUUUUCCAAGUUGGAAAGAAUGGAAUCAUACUCUUUAUGCAGCAAAAAGAGAGAACAUCAAACAGGAUGAUCGAAGUGUACAAGCCGUUAACCAACCUCCUCCAAAGAGACAGUCCGCACUGCUGAAUGUUGCCUCUGCUCCAGCCACUGAAAAAUUAACAAACUGCCAAGGCACGUUGUCCUGUCCUCCUGAACGUUCAUCUAGCUCCUCGCAAAGCUCUCCACAAGCACUUUCUCAUAAAGACAAUUCUAAGUGUUUAGGAACAGUAACAGGCUCUUCGGUAAACUGCACAGUUACUGAAGCUCAAGCAGAAGGUGGAAAAACAGCUCAAGUGAGCAGAAUAGGUUUCACCAAAAAGAUUUCACAGAAGACGCUGCAAAAUACAAGCACUUUAGUUACUAAGGACUGUAACAGACAAUGCACUACUAGUUCUCCACCAAAUGGGAAUUCUGGAAAUAUCUGUAUGCAUGGCUUUGAUGGAGACCCCAAGACCUCUGAACAUAGUUUAAGUUAUUUUUGCCUUGAAAAAGAAAGAGAAAAAAUAAGGAGUAAUUCACCUCGUAUUGAAAGGCUUCACAAGCAAGACAGCUUGCUGAGACAUACCAGUAGCUGCAGCGUUACUGGCUCCCCAGGCAGAAACAGCCUCAAAUCUCCUGACCCACUCGUUAUUUAUUACACUUUGCCUAGAAAAUCAGCUAGCAUUGCUGGCAGUAUUAUGUCAGACACCCCCAUCUCUUUACCUAGAGAAAGUAGAACAAUGUGUGGUGGUUUAAGGUCUGAAACUCCACACAGAGCUGAUGCCUUUUGUUCUAAUCAGAGAGAUGUGUCUGAUAUAGACUCAAAACAUUCCUUUUUAGCGUCAGGGUCAUUAAAUGCUGCUACAAAUAACAAAGAUUACCCCAGCCCUUUAACUGAAAGUCCUAAUGAUUCAGUAAGUAGUAGUACCUCAGUUGAACUGAGAGACAGCUGUAAGCAUCUGAGCAGAACAGAGUCCUCUGUGUUUUCAGACAGUAAGGAGAGGGGAAAUUUUUUGCAGAAAUACAAAACUACAAGCACAUUUACAGUUUGUGUUGAUGAAGAUCACAUCAAGUAUCAUGAACUAGUUUCAAUUUAUUACACGUUACCACGGAGACAUUCAAGAACAUUUUGUAACCUCUUUAGAGAUAAUCCAGAGGAUGCAGAUUUACCUUGUCCCAAAGAAAAUGCUCAGUCACCAAGAGUACGAAACAAGAAAAAUGAAGGUCAUGUGAGUUUAGCAAAUGAGGUUUUCCCCAGUACUCUGGAAAAAGAGGUGCCUUCAAAUUCCUCUGACCUAGUGCCUCCAGCUCUGGUCACACCUCAGAACUCAGGAACUGGUGUUGAUAGUGAAAAAGAGAAUUCCCACUUACCUCCUAGCUCUGAGAAGAUGCGUACUUCAGAGUCGGUGAGUGUGGUACAUAACGGGAAAGAUAGAUCAGCAGGGCUCUCAUUAGCAGAAAAUGUGCUUUCUGACAUGGUGGCAAAAGGUGGUCCACAAUCUUUUGGUGGUCCACAAUGCACUGCAUUAGUGGCUAAGUCAGAUAAGGCCAUUUCUGAUGCUUCAAGGAGUCAAAAUACAGAAAUAUGUCUAAAAGAGAAGAAGGAAAUUUUACAAACAGCCACACCACUAAUGUCCACUUUAUCAACCCCUCCCAAGCCAGGCAGAGGUUCCGAGAACCCUUCAACUGCAACAAAUAAAAACAUACAGAAGGGAAAUUCUGAAAACAUCUGUAAGGUCCCUAAAGCGAAUACCAAUAAAAACCUGAACAGUUUACUCUCCCACCCAGGACAGAAGCGUUUCCUUGGAAGGAACAGUAACACAAAGCGUGCUGACGUGCCACUUCCUUCUGCGGAAGACACGUACAGGGAUAGUACCCAAGUCAAACAGAAAGUAAAUUUCCUACAACGAAACACCUCUCUGUAUAAUAAUAAAUGUAAUGGACUGCUGUUGAGGGCUGACAGUUCAAGAAAAAAUGCAAAUGAUUUAAACUCUUGUAGCAAAGUGCUUUCAGAGUCUCAGAACAAAGCAUCUGAGGUAAGCACAGCUCCCAGUGCUGAUCCAUUACUCCAGCUAGACAAAGUGGUUAGCACAGAGACAGAUGAAUUAAAUAAUUCAGAAAUUAAAAAAGAGAAAACCUCACAGAGUUCUCAGGUGGGUAAAGAUCAUAAUCAUUUGCACGAAUCAGAGAGGCACAGUGAAGGCAGCCUGACCAUUAACUGCAAAGAUAAACUCUUCAGAGUUACAGGCGAUCAGAAGAUAGCACGGAGUGCAGAAGACGAGAACAAGCUUCUCUCUGACUGCAUGAGAGACAAGGUCAAAGAUAUAGAAAAAAGAAAAAACAGACCUUCUAUUAAAAAUAAACUGGCAGCUGUUUACAAAACUAGUCGAAAAUUUUCAAGAAAAAAUUUACCCCCUAAGCCGCACAUCAGUAACAUUUUUUCACAGAAUGAUGUAAGUGCCACUUCUCCACAGGUCGACAUGUCCCUUGACUCACUGACUUCAGCGGAUUCCCAUCAGCCAUUCUUGCAGUUGGACAAUGGAAAUCAGAAUCACAAUCUGGGCCCUGAUAAGAAUACACCAAGACCAAGAACAGCUGAGAAUAAGAAGACUGAAAAUCAGAAUGAUCCUUCUUUGCUUGUUAAUAACACCAAUUGGAGGUCUUUUACAAGCUUGUACACUCAGAAGGAAGCCAUCAGUCCCAAAAAAUCUACAGUGAAAGUGGAAAAUAGGCCCAGUCUUACAACCCUAUUUCCAGAUAAAGCAGCGAGCACAAGAAACAAGAAUUCCCAAACACUUGAUCGGAAGUUAGAAAACAGAAGCCAGCCCGUCUCUCCCAGCGCUACUACAUCAGACCCUCUGGGUGGUGACAAAAAAAGAGCUAGCAGUCGUGCCUGCAGUCCUCCCUUGCCGCUUUUAGCCGACAAAAACUCAAACAUGUACGUAAAUAGCUGCUUGCGGGCAGACAGGUGUCCAGAGCAAAAUGGCACUUCCCAGCCAGCGCUUGGUCAGUGUCAGAACACCCCUCCAUCUGAUAGCCUAAAAAACGCUAACUUGCGAAGCUCUCAGUUGUGCAAGAGUCACGCCAAAAGUCAGCGUGAGCGUCACCUUUCUGAGAGUCUUUGUGCUCGAGAUUCCCAUGAGACCUUUGCCUCUGGAAGCAAUAUUUUACCAAAAGAUGGUAUACAUGGGAAGAGAUUUAAAUCUUACUCGGAGCUGUUGUCCUGUGAUGAAAACGAAAACUGGGCAUCAGAUGGUGAAAAAUGUUACAGCACUGGAAAUUUCAUGUAUCCUUCUGUUGAAUUUGGUAUAUUUGGCAAAGAACAACAGUUGGCUUUCCUGGAAAAUAUCAAAAGGUCACUCACAGAAGGGCGAUUAUGGAGACCUUGUCUUCUUAAUAACCCUGGUGCUCUCAGAGAUGGGGAGACCCAGGCUGUAAACAGGGCUGAGCUUUUGAGCUCAGGUUCUGCCGGGAGCAUGAUGUCAUCCGCUGCUUCAUCCCCCGGAGAGCCGACUGAUAUCUAUCGGGAAGACCCAGCAGCUUAUUCGGACUCAGACAGUGAUACGACCACCGAUGAUGAAUACUACCUAGAUGAGAUAGAUAAAGAAUCAGAGCUAUGA